UCAAUUUUCAUAUUAUUAAAUAAAUAUAUUAAAUUACAAGAUAAUCUUUAAACUUUUAAUCGUAUUUUUGACCCUACUUUCAAGUCAACUUUAAAACCAACUAACUAGGGGGUAAAAUAAAUAGAAAGGUGAACUUAGAACUAGAUCACGAGGGUAAUUCUAAGAGAAUGUUGUUUUACAUGUUUUCCCGGUGAAUUUUUUUUUAUCUGCAAAAUCAAUUUCUCUAAUGAAUUCUCUUAGCAACGGUAAACAACGAUAAAUUAUCAAAAGUAAGGUUAUUUUAUUGGAAAAAAAAAGAAAAAAAAAAAAUGGUGACCAAAUGGCCGAGUUUAAACAUCUAUGUCGUUCGAUUGGCCGGAAAUUCAUUGAUGAACCUACAUAAGCCGGUAAAACAAGCAUCUCAAGGUCGUGUAACAAAGUCCAUGUUCUUUUCUAGAUCUAUUAGUACAGCUAGCACGUGUUUCAAUAGCGACAAAAUGCCUGGAACUCUUCAUCAAAAUUUGUGGGAAUCUGACCCAGAGUUGUUUAAACUUAUAAAAAAGGAAAAACAACGACAGAAAAGUGGAUUGGAGUUGAUUGCCAGUGAAAACUUUACAUCUUUGAGUGUCCUUCAGUGUUUGAGUUCAUGUUUGCACAAUAAAUACAGCGAAGGGCUUCCUGGUCAACGAUACUAUGGAGGAAAUGAAUUUAUUGACGAAAUCGAACUGUUGGCUCAAAAACGAGCUCUUGAAGCAUUUAAUUUGGAUCCUGAAAAGUGGGGUUGCAAUGUUCAACCUUACUCUGGUAGUCCAGCAAACUUUGCUGUAUAUACAGGAUUGAUUGAACCUCAUGGUAGAAUAAUGGGUCUUGAUCUACCUGAUGGUGGUCAUCUUACUCAUGGAUUUUUUACUCCAACAAAAAAAAUUUCUGCUACAUCGAUAUUCUUCGAGUCUAUGCCUUACAAAGUGGAUCCAUCCACGGGAUUGAUUGAGUACGAAAAAUUGGCCGAGCAUGCAAAACUCUUUAAACCUAAAAUAAUAAUCGCCGGAGUGUCGUGCUACAGUAGAUGCUUAAACUACAAAAAAUUCCGUGAAAUAGCUGAUGAAAAUGGAGCUUAUUUAUUCAGUGACAUGGCACAUAUUUCUGGUCUAGUGGCAGCUGGAGUGAUACCGAGUCCUUUUGAGUACAGCGACGUGGUUUCAACGACAACUCACAAAACUCUACGCGGUCCCCGAGCUGGUGUUAUUUUCUUCCGUAAGGGUUUGAGAAGUGUAGGCAAGAACGGAGAGAAGAUAAUGUACGAUUUUGAAAGUAAAAUUAACCAAGCAGUGUUCCCAGGAUUACAGGGUGGUCCUCACAACCAUGCUAUUGCCGGUAUUGCAACAGCAAUGAAGCAAGCGCAUACACCGGAAUUUGUUAACUACCAAAAGCAAGUUAUUGCCAAUGCACAGCAGCUAUGCAAGAGCUUACAAUCUUUCGGGUACAAAAUUAGCACUGACGGUACUGAUGUCCACAUGUUACUCGUUGAUUUAAGGAACACAGGAAUAACUGGAUCAAAAGCUGAACGUAUUUUAGAAGACAUUUCUAUUGCAUGUAAUAAAAAUACCGUUCCCGGUGACAAGAGUGCUUUUAAUCCAAGCGGAAUUAGAUUAGGUACUCCAGCACUUACUACUCGUGGAUUGAAAGAAGAAAACUUUGAAGCUGUAGCUGAAUUUAUUCAUCGUGGGUUACAGUUAUCCAAAGAAGUCACAGCUAAAUCUGGACCCAAGCUCGUUGAUUUCAAAUCAGUAUUGGAGAAUGAUUCGGAAAUAAAAGCCAAGGUCUCUGCGCUUCGUCAUGAAGUUGAAAAAUACGCUAAUAAAUUUCCGAUGCCUGGGUUAGAAGAAUACUAAAAUAAUAUUUUAUAAAUGAAUUCAACUCGAUUUUUUCAUUUAUUUUUCUUUCAUUCCGAUUUUUUUUUUUUUUUGUGUUUAUAAUAUACGAAUUUUCUUACAUAUUAUCUUAAAUACUUUUGAUAAUGUUGAAUAUUUCUAUUUUUAUACAUAGAAAUAAAUAAUUUUUGAUACAGAAAUAAAAUAUUUGAUUCGUUAUUUUUUA
Messenger RNA from Cotesia glomerata, 2076 nucleotides. RefSeq names its product serine hydroxymethyltransferase (gene Shmt). The record is from RefSeq and is a predicted model, not a curated record. NCBI's taxonomy places the organism in Eukaryota, Metazoa, Arthropoda, Insecta, Hymenoptera, Braconidae. Gene Ontology annotation, cellular component: cytosol; cytoplasm; nucleus. Gene Ontology annotation, biological process: protein homotetramerization; L-serine catabolic process; tetrahydrofolate interconversion. The coding region runs from base 309 to 1871 and encodes 520 amino acids. The transcript has 6 exons. Gene Ontology annotation, molecular function: cobalt ion binding; pyridoxal phosphate binding; serine binding.